Eurytemora carolleeae is the source of this 2542-nucleotide messenger RNA. It is a transcript of the gene stmA, whose product is annotated as protein EFR3 homolog cmp44E. The transcript is spliced from 27 exons. NCBI's taxonomy places the organism in Eukaryota, Metazoa, Arthropoda, Copepoda, Calanoida, Temoridae. Gene Ontology annotation, cellular component: plasma membrane. The coding region runs from base 19 to 2310 and encodes 763 amino acids. Gene Ontology annotation, biological process: protein localization to plasma membrane. The record is from RefSeq and is a predicted model, not a curated record.
AAAGGGACUGUUCCCAAAAUGUCCUGUGGUUCUUGUGGCUGCUGUUCGCCGUUUCGGCCUCGAUACAAGCGCCUGGUCGACAACAUUUUCCCAGAUUAUCCCGAGGAUGGAUUGGUAAAGGGAAAUAUGGACAAGCUACUGUACUACGCGGUCAACUCACCAGAGAAAUUAGACAGUAUUCAGUGGUUGAAUAUGUACGUUGAGUUCUAUCUGUUGACUGUACAGCGUGUACUUGAGAAUACACAGCCAGAGAUGCAGGUUCGUGCAUCCGAAUCUUUUCUUUAUUUUGCCCAGAAGGAAGAGGAUGUUCCUGCUUAUCAUAGACGGUACGAUUUCUUCAUCAGUAAGUUCUCCCAGAUGUGUCAUUCAGAGAGCAAUGAUCCGGUCGUUACCUCCAGUAUCCGGAUAUCCGGGCUUAAGGGUAUAGGAGGCGUUGUGAGGAAGAUAGUGAACGAGGAUUUAGCUGAGAAUAUUUGGGAUCAACGUCAUAUGGAUAAAAUAAUACCAUCGCUACUCUACAAUAUACAGAUCGGGGAUUACAAGGCUGGGCUUGGUCGGAGCCAGACUCCUGAUCUUGGAGCUAUUUCAGGCCAGGAGACACUUUCUCCUCUCAGAAUAGCUGAGGAUACUUUAAGGAAGCUGCUUGGUAAAGCUUCCUUCACCAGUGUCAGACAAGUCUUAAAACCGGUAUUGGGACACUUGGACCUCCAUCGAAUGUGGACACCUGCGGACUUUGCUGAACACGUGUUCCAAAUUAUUGUGUUCAGUAUUGCACAGGUUAAAUGUGGUAUAGCUACUGUACUAUCUGAUAUAUUUACCUCCCGAGCUAUUGAUGCCAGUGUGGGACCAUCUGUUCUGGAAACUAUCAACGCUCUUUUAACCCAUCUUAGAUCAAGUGUUGAGAAUAUGAGUAGCAGAUUGGAGGCUGACCCAGACUGCAGGAGAUAUAAUGAAGCAAUUCUAAAUGCUUUAGGAGAAUAUAGUAGCAGUCUUCCUAAUUUCCAGAUUAUUGAGAUCAUGAUUUUUAUCUUGGGUAAAGUUCCACCACGUGUGAACUUGGAGCAGACGGAUCCCAGAUCAGCUGACGUAGAAUCAGAGCUUCAGCACACAAUGCUCAAGGCUCUACUGACAGUUGGAGAUAAAUAUACACCAAUACAGUUUACAACAACAUUCCCUCCUCAGUUUCUAGGUCAUUUGUUGAAUAUGCUGAGAUCUCCUGAACCUGAUGUUCGUCUACUAGUUCUUCAGAUCUUCCAUACACUAGUAGACAGGAAAGGAAACCUAGAUAGAUUGAACACUGUAACCUUGGAACCUAGAACGGAUCUUGUUAUACAAAAACCAAAUUUCAACAAACAGGACAAUAUAUUCUUCAUGAAGUAUGGUGAGAGGCUCUACUCUGAGUUCCUCAAGGUUCUCAGGGAGGAAUCAAACAGUUGCGAGUUCCAUCAACAUAUUUGGACAACAUGUUCCCUCCUUCUACUUGAGUGCAAUAGUGACGAGAAUAUUGGAUUUCAGAUAGAUCUCAUCAGAGAUAUUCAAGAUUUAGCGAUGAGCACCAAGAAUAUUAGAUUGAACAAUGCUAACAGAAUUGCCCUGCAUUCUAUCUGUGUGUCUUUGCUUGCAAUGAUUGGGUUUGUGGUAAAGAGUUCAGAUCUAACAGAAUACAAGGAUAGAUUGGUAUCUAUAAGACGAAGCAUAGCCCCCCACCUCCUACCCCCCCUGGAGGAGGAAUAUACCCCUGAUGCGGAGACUAGCAGUACACCAGAGCAGGUUCUUAUUGAUCUUGAAGUUGUGAGGAAUUGUCUAAGACAAGAGGGAAGAUAUAUAGACAAGGUUGGGAGCAGAACUCCAAGUGUACGCAACUCAAGACAGAAUUCGCCUAGGCAUUCUCCAAGAAACUCCUGGAUGGAGAAUGUGAAUAUGCAUAAUCGACGACCCUCCAGUGUCUCAGUAAACUCUGUAAAUGUCGAGGUUGACAGCGCUGCUUCUAGUCCGGGUAUUAUAAGAAAACCACCGAAUACAGAGGUUUCAUUUUUCGCGAUGAAGAAAGCUCUUCAGGAACCAAGUGCUAGAGAUAGAGAUACUGAGGAGAGAAAUAGACGUCUUCUCCGUGAGAAAUAUCUGACCGCCAGCUUCAAGGAACUCUGUGAGAUGACCGCUGCCAACAAACCCAGUGGGAACCUUCAGCAGUGUGUGAAUGAAGUGUUCGGCCGGCACUCUUACACGGAGAUCAGCCACGACACCGUGGACAUCACGAAGGGGAAGAAGAACCAGUUCGAGGAGUUCUUCCCUGAGCUCUUCAUGUAUUAGAUCGACAGGAUGAGGGAGUUGUCGACGCAAAGCUCUAAAUUUUAUUAUCUCUUUUUGUAAUAGAUUAAUCACACUGCUCCCUAAAAUCUCGGGUUUUCUACUUGGAACUUUAAGUAUUACUUUUUUAUGGUAAAAAAAGUCGCUGAAGUUAUUGUAUUUAGAUAUUUAGUUUAACUAUUUAGUAUAUAUGCGAUUUUGAUGUAAAAUGCAGCUGUCACUGUUAACUUAAGGG